AUGUCGAACUACGUGGAAAGAAUAGACGAAAUAUUAAAAAAUGCAAACAGUAAGAAAGUUACAGAUAAAAGAAAAUGUGUUUUAGAAUUAUUAGAAUUAUAUGAAAAUAAAGAAGUAAUAGAAGAGAUUUGUAAAAGUACAGAAAACCAUUCACAGGGUGUUGCAAAUUGGUCAUAUAUAAUACAUAUAGUUCAUAAGAUGCUAUUAAAUGAAACAGAUAGGUUUACUUAUAAGGAUACUCAUAAUAAAGCAACCAUUAUCGAACGACAAAAUAUUUGUACACUUAUACAAAAAACUUUUCAAUAUGCAAAUUCUUAUAAAAUACCACUUUUAAAGUGUAAAGACAUAAUGCCUUUAAUUUUGCAAAUUCUAGGAACAAAUAUAUAUAAAUAUUAUCAUGAAACAUAUAUAAAUGUGCUAAUUUCUUACAUACUUCCAUUCAGAACAUAUCAGGUGUAUAUGUUACCUGAACAUUGGGAAGAAUUAUUAAAAAUAUGUGUAUGCUUAUAUAAACAUAUAUCUUCCCUUACAAGUAAACGAGCUGUUUUAGAUGCCUUACAAAUGAUUAUUAAAUAUGGUUGUUUGCAUUCAAAUUUACUUUUAAAUGUAAAGAAAAUACUAUUAUUUUUAGAAAAUAUCUGCCUUGAUGUAAAAAUAAAUCAAGAAAUUUUAGCAGAAUCUAGUUAUAAACUUACAAAUACAGUAUGUCAACAAGUAGCAACCGAAUAUAGAAUUACUUUGUGUCUCUUUAGUGAAAACAUUUUGCCAAAUAUAAUUAGCUUAAAAAGCUCCGAUGAGAAAUAUAAACUUUUAUUACUUUUUGUUCAAAUUCAUCAUCCUAAAGGAGCAUGUAAAAGUCAUGAUGGUGCCUAUGCUAAUGAUUGGGAAAAGUGGUACACAAUACUUAAAAAUAUAUAUUUAAUGAUUUUAAAAGAUCUUAAAGUAGAUGUGCUUUCAAAAAAUUUUAUUUAUCUUGCAACUGAUGUUUUUAAACAAAUAUUCGAAAAUUCAGACAUAAUUAUUGAAAAAAAAUCAUUUGAUGAAUGUGAUUAUGUACAACCAACAAAACGAAGGCGAAUUGCUGAUAAAAUAAAUGGACCAGUUGAUAUGCUUCAUGAUAACAAUCCAGAAGAAGCUUGGCCAAUAAUACAAAUCUUAAUAAUAUUAUUUAAAAAAUAUCCUGAAUGUUUAAAAUCUGAAGAUUUGUCAACAUUUUUAAAAAUCCUGGUAGACUUUCUUACUCUAUCUUGUAAAGAAGAAGAUAUUAUGGAUACUUUAUAUGAAUUAGCUGCAGUUUUACUAGUAAAUGAAAAAGUAUUUUUUAUAACUGAUAUAGAAAAUUCAAAUAUUUACUGGGAUAAAAUAUGGGAUAUUUUAUUAAGGUCUUUAAACUUAAAUCAAAAUGAAAUAUCUACUCAUAAACUUACACAGCUGUUUAUAACAAAUAAUAAAAUAACAAAUCCAAAUGCACUUUUAAAACCUUAUCUUACAAAUGUGAUUAAAUGGUCUAUUAUGAGUCUUCGCACAUUAAUAGUACUUUGUCAAUAUUUUCCGCUCCCCACUGAUAUUACAAUUUUUAAUAUAAAUGCAUAUUCACCAACAAUGAAUUCAAAUUCUGUUAGGUCAUGUCUUAUAAAAUGGAUAUUAAAUAUUCCUUGGCAGAAAAUAGCAACUCAAGUAAUAGUUGAUGAAUUGUGCUUAUUACUGAUUGGUAUUACAUCAAAAUCGCAAUACCAAAAGAAGAUAAAAUUUAAUGAAUAUAACAUUAUUAAUUUAUGUGACUGUUUGACAAUUGCACAAAAUACUGAAACAUUUUAUGAACAUAUUGAACAGUGUUACUUAUUAUUGACAUAUAAAAGAAAUUUAUUCAUUGAAAAACAGGAAAAAGAUGUUGAAGAAAAGACAAUAGUAAAUGAACAUAUAUUAUAUAUGCAAGACACUGUCAUUUGUUUAAUGGAUAAUUUACAUGAUAUUACUAAUGACAAUGGAAGUGAUGAUCUCCAUGUGAUUAUAAUAAAGAUUGCAAUUAUAGCAAAAGUUAUAUCAAUGAUGAAGCAAUUAAAUAUGAUAUCUAAAGAUAUUGAAGGAACAUCUCUUGUGCAUGCAAUGAAAAAUUAUUUAAAUAUUGCUUACACUUCAUUGGAAAAAAUAGAUCCAUUGAGAAGUAAAUAUGCCUAUCUUUGCAAUGUAACUAAAGCACUUAAUACAUUGUAUGGAACAACAUACGAUACUGAUGUUGCAAAAAUAAUUGUUUCAUCUGCAACAUUAAAUAUGUUAAAAAAUGUAUUUAGUUUAAUGAAUAUUGAAGAUAAUGAAAUUAUUGAUUAUGAAACAAGUAAUAAUUUCUAUGAUGGUUAUGGCUCUUUUCAAAAUAGACGUAAAUACUUAGAUAGAGAAAUUAUACAAAAAAGGCAAUGCAACCUCUGUAAUAAAGGUACAAUUAGAAUACAAGCAACGAAAGCAUUAGUACUGUUUUGUUGUAUAAAUGUAGAACAAGAAAAAUAUGAAAUUCAAGUAAAACUUAUGAAAAAUUUACUUAAAAUAAAUAUGUAUGAUCUUUCACAUACAGUUGACUUCAAAAUGGCCAUAACAGUUUUUAAAUUUUUACCAAAAUAUGGUACAGAAGAAUUAUGGAAAAAUCAUAAUGAAUCACCAUUAAAAAGUUUAUUGGAAUUGUAUCACGAAUGUUAUCUAGAUGAAACUGCUAUUCGUUAUAUAUUAAAUGUUCUGCCAUAUUUUUUUAUGUAUGCUACAAAUUACAAUUGUGAGCUAGUUAAUUUAUUAAAUAUUAUUUCUCAAUUUAAUAAGCUUCGAUCUGAAAAAAAAUAUGGCUUCAUUACUCAUGUAGAAUUUAUUAAAUGCCUCUCUGAAAUUAUUCGCAUUAACCCUUCACUUUUUUAUCAUACAAUAUCUCAUAUUUCAAAUCAAAUGCCAAUACUUGAAGGAAUUUUAUCAUGUUUCCCUAGUUCUUCAUUUAUUGUACAAUUACAAGUAAUUAAUUGCGUAAAAGAAAUAUAUUCUUCAAAAAAUAUUGCUUUCAAAUGGAAAGAAACAUUUUUUAUGCAAAUAGAAGAAUUAAUAAACAAGAUACAUAUUGACAAUGAAACAGAUGAUGAAAUGAAAACAGAUAAGAAAGAAAUUACGACAAUAAGUACUUUAUUAAUACUUGCUACUAUAGUAUCUAUCAAUGGAACAUUUCAGUGUCGUGCUUUAUUGGCAAUGUUACGCUUUGUUAUUGACAAAAAGAUAGAUAUUCAAAUAAUCUCGAAAGUAAUAAAUAUUACGAGAAAUCAAAUUAAUUAUUCACAUCUUAUUGAAGAUAAUCUAAGUUAUUUAAUAACAUACUGGUUUAAUUCAAAAUAUUCAUCACAAUUAUUUCCUUGGAACUUAACACAAUGUAAAUCAGAGGAUCAGUUUUAUAAAAUGUAUAUUAAUACAUUAGGAUUUAUUAAAUUUCAAAAUUUCGAACUUUCUCAUGUUAUUUCUUUUUGCAAUCUUGUUAACUUAUCAUUUGAACAAAUCAUUGAAAGUAUUUUUCCACAAGUUUUACCAUGGUUGUUGUACUGUAUUAAUGAAAAUAAUGGAAAUACUUCAAAAAAAUUAGGAAGUAAAGUGUUUCAUAAAUUAAUAUCAAAUCGAGAUGAAUUUGUUAAAGUAAAAAAAUUUUCGAAAUUAGUUAAUGAUAAAUUUCAAGAAAUAUUAAUAUAUCUUAUUGAAAGAUUACAUGAUGAAGAUUAUCUUGAAGAAAUAUUAGGAGUAAGAAUAUCAUUUGCAAUAUCAGAUCCGCCACAUUUCAAGAAAGAAGCAAUAAGUACUUGUUUACAAUAUAUGGAACAAAACUGCUUUGUACAAAAAAUGUCUAUACAAUAUAUUUUAGCUUGUAAUUAUCCAAAUGUAUUGCAAAACAUACUAUUACACUUAAUUACCAAUAUUUAUCAAAAGGGAUUUGAGGAACAUAAGAUAAAAGCCUUUCAUCAAUAUACAUUUUUUUGUACAUUAAUUAUUGAAGAGUUAAAACAAGAUUAUUUUAAUACAUUAUCUAUGUAUUUGAUAAAAGACAUUGGUUAUAGUUUACUUCAUAUAAUUAAAAUUUAUGAUAACAUCCUUCGUAAAUUGGCAUGUAAAUAUUUUUACAAAUUUAUAAAACAAGUUUUACCUGUAAGAAGUGAAGAAGUUAAAGAAAUUUUGAAUUUCACUGUUAUAACUUUGGUUCCUAUUGCACAAAUAGGAGAACUGCCUGUAUCAUUAGAAAUACUUGAGUUUUUAUUAAUUGAUGAAAAAGAGGUAUUAUAUGAUGCAAUAGAAAAAUUAAAUUCAUUUCCAAAUAUUCCUAUUUUUCAAAAAAUACGAAAUAUUCAUAAUGGUUUGAAAUAUAAAACAGAGAAGAUUUAUAGUUUGAAAAAAGAAGUACAAUAUUUUUUAAAUACAAUGGUUGAUAAAGAUAUACAUUAUAGUGUAGAAGAUAUUACUCACUUGCGAAUACAAUUAUCAACAAGAAAAAAAGAAUUAUGGGAGUUAUAUAAUAAACUUGAAACAUUUCGUGGUUUUGCUGAGGAUUGUUCCUCAAGUAUGUUGCAUCAAUUAGUACAUAAACUUAUAAAAUUAACAACAUCUUCUGAUAUAACUGUUGCAAUAGAAGCAGUAAAAUGCUUAGGUGAAUUAGGACCAACUGAUUUGUCAUCAAUGAUAUUAUACUUCCAAAAGAGCUAUGUUAGAGAAUCCUCUGAUUUAGUAGAAAUAUUAUCAUACAAAAUAGUAAUAAAAAUGAUACAAUUUUUAUUUCAAAAUGAUAUAGAGUUUCGAAAAAAUAGUGCUAAUGCACUGUAUGUUAUAUUUUCAUCUUCAUGGGGACAAAAGUUGUUAAACACAAAAUACAUGGAACAUCUAAAAAGUACCUUACAUGAAUCACAAAAGAUAUUACCUCUAACUUAUAUCCAACCAUUUAUAAUUAAUAAAAGUUCAAAGAUAAGUAACAUAGGUAUAAAUUAUAUAAAAAUUAAUGAUGUGCUCAAUCCACAUAAUACCAUUUGGAGGAUGCAAUCUGAUGGUUCAUAUACAAGUUGGAUUGUAACAAUAACAUGUAAAAUUGCAGAGUGUUUUACAGAAUUUUAUUCUGAAAAUUUAAUUCCUAUUUGUGCUUUAAGUACUGAUUUUUGUGAAAUAAUUUUACCGAGAAUUAUUUUCCUAAUAAUUCAUACUGAUAAAAAGUUCACAAAUGACGUAUGUCUUUGUAUUGAUAAAUUUUUUGAAUAUUAUUUUAAUUUUACAACAGAAAGAAGCAUUCCUUCACACACAGUAUAUAAAACUUCAGACUGUGAUCAUCGUAUUGUUCGUUGUAUGUUAAAUAUUGUAAACUACAUUAGAAUUCAGAUUUCUGAUAAUCUUUUGAAACUGAACUAUAUAUAUAUUGCAAAAGGUGCACAAUAUUGUUCAGCAUAUUUUACUGCAAUAUUAUAUGCAGAAAUAUCUUGUGAAACUAUUUUAAAUGAUUAUAACAACUUACCUAAUGUUUCAAAAAUUGAGUAUAUCUAUGAAUUGUCACCGCAAAAAGGAAGAGUGAUACAAAAUAUACUCAGGGAUACUUAUGCGAAAAUAGGUGACUUUGAUGCCAUUCGUGGUACUGGUUCCUCACAUUUGCAAGAUCAUUCCACUCGUAUCCAGCAUUAUGUCCAUACCAAUGAAUGGAAUGAAGUAAUACUUGCACAAGAUGUGGAACUUUCAUUUGGAAAUAUGACAGUAAUCAGAGAAAUGGCAAAUGGGUUACAUCAAUCUGGUCUUCAGUACAUACUUAGUCAUUUUAUAUCUACUAUAACAAAAAAUUGUGAAAAAGUAGAUGAAGACAUUCAAUAUGAAAGUGCUUGGCGACUUAGUAAUUGGAAUAUUUGUGAAACAAACCAAGCUUUACAUCCACAAAAUAACUGCAAUUUGAAAUUAGAAAUAACAGAACAUGAUUAUUAUUUUUAUCAUUACCAAGCAUUAAAAUAUUUUCAUGAAGGUAAUGAAGUAGGUACAAGAAAUGCAAUUCAAAAUGCUCGUAUAAGUAUUACUAAAGCACUUAGGAAUAUUAGUCUAGGUAAGUAUUAUUAAAUAUUUAAAUUAAUGCAAUUGCAAUUAAUUCGUGAAAUUGAAGAGCUAAAUUUUGCUGAAGAAAAUGAGUAUGAAACAAUUUUACAUAAGUGGCAACAGCAAGACAUUGUAAAUUUAAACGAAUUUCAGUAUAUUGAACCUAUUUUAACACAAAGAAUUGUUAUGUUUCAAAUAAAUGAUACUUUAACUAAUAAUGCAAACAUUAAAACUGCUCUCUUUAAUACAUAUUUACAAAUAUCAAAAAUAGCAGCAGAUAAGGAAAACUUACAUAUUGCUACACGUUCAUUAGGUAUUAAUAAUGUACUAAAGGACCUACCACCAAAAAUUCAAGAUCAAUUAUGUUAUCAAGAGUCUCUAUUGGCACGACUUAGAAAAGAUUUGGAAGUUGGACGAUUUCUAUUACGUACUUUAAUGCACAAGGAGAGUUUAGAUGCAAGUUUACGAGCACAAAUAUUAAGAGUUUAUGGGGAUUGGAUGGCAGAAACAAAAUCAGAAAAUCCUCAGACUAUAAUAAAAAAAUAUUAUUUAAAAUCUAUAGAUACAAGCUCUUCAAUUAGUGUACAAACUACUGAUACUAUUAAAAAUUUACACAAUACACAAAUAGCUUUGGCUCGCUUUGCUGAUAAUCAAUUUGAACAAAUAAGUUCAUAUAUGAAAUCUCCACAAUUCGAGAAUUUAAAAGAAUGUAUCACAUAUUCUUGUAAGGGAAUUAAUGAACAUUCAGUUACCGAAGAUAGAGAUGUUAGGAGUGCUAUGAUUUUGAAUCAGAGGCAAAAUACGAAUGAUGUUGCAGAAUUGGAACAUAUACAAAAAGAAAGAGAUAACUAUUUGACUUUAGCAUUAAAAUAUUAUUUAAAAGCAUUACAACAAAGUGAAAGUUAUAAUUUGUUGGUAUUUAGAAUAAUAGCACUUUGGUUAGACAAUAUAUAUCUAAAAGAAGUUAACGAUUUAUUGCAAAUAAAUCUUAAUAAAAUACCAUCUUUUAAGUUCAUCCCACUUGUACCACAAUUAGCAGCACAUAUGAAUGAUGAUUUUAAUGAUUUUUCUGGAAAAGUAUAUAACGUUAUGAAACGUUGUGCUUUAGAACAUCCACAUCAUACAUUGCCAGUGUUGUUAGCACUAAAAAAUUUAUAUGGCGAUCAUGAUUAUAAUACAAUUAAAAAAAGUAAAACUUUAGAACCAAGAGUCCUUGGAGCUCGAAAAUUGUUAAAAGAAUUAAUGGAAUCAAAUGUAGGUUUAAUUGUACAGAAAAUGGAGAAAUUAUCACAUGCUUUAGUUAUGUUGGCUAAUCUUGCAACUUCUUCAAAUAAAUCAGGUUAUAUAAUAAAAAUACCCAGAAAUCAAGAAAUUUUAAAAAUUAAAAAUUUUGACAACAUAUUUGUUCCAACACUGACAAUUAAUUUGAAACCAUCCAAAAGUUACAAUAAUAUUAUUGGUAUUACUAAAUAUGUAGAAACAUAUGAAACUGUUGGCGGUGUAAAUACUCCAAAGAAGUUAAUUUGCAUUGGUACAGAUGGAAUACUUAGACAUCAACUAGUAAAAGGGAAAGAUGAUUUACGACAAGAUGCUGUAAUGCAACAAGUUUUUAAUGUAAUGAAUACACUGUUAAAAGCUUGCAAAGAAACUAAACGCAGAAAAUUGAUAAUUAGAACCUAUAAGGUUGUGCCAUUAACACAAAGGUCAGGAAUACUAGAAUGGUGUGAUAAUACAAUACCUAUUAUAACUACAUUGAUAGGUUCCAAUAAUAUUCCUGGACUUCAUAAAAAAUACUAUCCAAAGGAUUAUACAGCUAACCUUUGUAAAGAAAAACUAGCAGCUGUUGGAAAAUCAUCAACCGAUGUAAAAUUGAAAGUAUUUCUAGAUUGUUGUGCGCAUAUGCGACCAGUGAUGCAUUAUUUUUUUAUUGAAAACUAUCCAUCGCCAGAAACAUGGUUUGAACGCAGAUUAGCAUAUACACGCAGCAUAGCAACAACGUCUAUAGCAGGAUAUAUCUUAGGAUUAGGAGAUCGACAUUUAAAUAAUAUCUUAAUUGAUCAAACAACUGCUGAAGUAAUUCAUAUUGAUUUUGGUAUAGCAUUUGAACAGGGAAAGGUAUUACCAGUUCCUGAAACAAUUCCGUUUCGACUUACCCGAAAUAUUGAAGUAGGAAUGGGUGUAUCUGGCAUAGAAGGAACAAUGAGAUAUUGUUGUGAAAAAAUCUUAACUGUAUUGAGUGAUCAAAGACAAAUAAUUAUAACUCUACUUCAAGUUCUCUUAUAUGAUCCAUUAUUUAAAUGGACUAUAACACCUGCUAAAGCACGUGACAUACAAAGUGGAAGUUCGUCAAAAUUAGUCGAAGUUAAUCAAUGUUCUACUGGAACUAAUAAGACAGCAGAAAGAGCUCUGCUCAGAAUAGAGCAAAAACUACAAGGCACUGAAGAAGGAUUAGCAUCAAGUGUGUCUGGCCAAAUUGAAAGGCUCAUACAACAAGCUCGUGAUCCCAUAAAUCUUUGUCGUUUAUAUCACGGAUGGCAACCAUAUUUAUAA
Messenger RNA from Habropoda laboriosa, 8613 nucleotides. It is a transcript of the gene tefu, whose product is annotated as serine-protein kinase ATM. Gene Ontology annotation, molecular function: protein serine/threonine kinase activity; protein binding. The transcript is spliced from 18 exons. The record is from RefSeq and is a predicted model, not a curated record. NCBI's taxonomy places the organism in Eukaryota, Metazoa, Arthropoda, Insecta, Hymenoptera, Apidae. Gene Ontology annotation, biological process: DNA repair.